Molecule: messenger RNA, 2481 nt
Organism: Phytomonas sp. Hart1
Lineage: Eukaryota; Euglenozoa; Kinetoplastea; Trypanosomatida; Trypanosomatidae
Source: the annotation of a GenBank genome assembly
GGCAUUACUCUAAUUUUAUAUCAUCACUCGCAUCAACCAUUCACCUGGUUCAUGCAUAACUAUUAAUUUUCUCUAUUAUUAUUUUCAUUUAUAAACUAAUUCAUUCUUAGAAGAAUUAAACGGCGAAACAUUAUGUCGGAACCCGUAUCGGUGGGAGAAGAGGCAGUGGUUUUAGAUGAAACCAAACCAUCUACUGUUAAUAAGACGGACCGAUUAAACAAGACUGAGUAUACGACCGAUGUUUCGCCCACAAAGAAUAGUUCCUAUUAUUACUGGCACAGUCACGAAAAAGAGCGCGCAAAAGUCGGCGAUGUAGCCCCAAUGCUCACACCUGUUUUGAUAAGCCGCGGUGAAAUGGCUGAUACGCCGGUUCAUGUGCCGCUUCACAAAACGGUAAAGAAAUAUCAAUGGUGCGAUGAAGGCCUCAAGACAGUCUCGGUGUACGUGCAGGUCGCUGAUGAAGCGGGUGAGGAACUGGACGAGGAUUCCGUUAAGGUGGAAAUUUUCUCAAAGUCUGUACGAGUAAGCUUUUCCACCCAAAUCGUUGCCUCUGCUGCACAAAACUACAAGCAGCUUCACCUUUCUCUGGCCAAAAAGGUCAACCCCAAAGCAUCCUCGUAUAGGAUAAAGUCGUCCAAGAAAGAAAUCACCUUAAAACUUAUGAAGGCUCAGGAUGGGACAUGGUUUGACCUUGUAGGCACCCCAGCUUCUGACAGCGACGACGAGGAAGAUGGUGUGAAUGCUGAUUUGACUGAGGAUGGAAAAACUAAAGAAAGUGAGGAAGACAUGGCUAACAGAGCUGAAUAAGGAUAAUCGUCAAUUAUUAUUAUUAUCAUUAUUACUCAUUAUUAUUUUUAUUACUAUCAAUACAUAAUGAACAGAGAAAAAUAAUAAAUCUUUAGCGUCCACUCCCAUUCCUUAGAAGUUACGCCCACGGAACAUCCUCAAAUUCCGAAAACUUUAUUGCUCUUGUUUACAUGUUAAGUAACAAUUGUCACACUAAUGAGUAUCUAUAUCUAUAUGCAUAAUUUAUCCGUUUGUAAUUUUUGCGUUUUCCAUGCCAAUGAGAAAGCAUUAAUGGCAAUAUGAAGGCUUUGUAUAAGUGUUCUUAUUUUAAUUUCCUUAAUACAGAGUAAAUCAGCAUUUCAGUCAAGGUAUCUCAGAUGCACCGUAUCAUUUCAUUCUCAAUAAUUUAUUUUAGUAGCUGAAUAUUUUAUGAUAAUAAAUAUUAUUAAUAUUCAAUCGUUAAACAAAUUAUUCUGAAGGGGCAAACAUAUUUUAUAGACAGUUUUAAUCUUCAGGUUACCAAUCAGAACAAAAUAAUGCAUUGUAAACAAGGGUAUGCUCAAUCAUUCUGUAUCUAUUUCCUUUCUGUUUGUUUCGACAUAAAUUUAGGAAUAGUAUAGGAAUUUUUUUUCAAAGGUAGUUCACAGCUUUAUCUCGAAAUUUUACAAACACAAAAGGGUUAUCUAUACUUAGUAUACCAAUUUAAUUUAUUCUAACGUGCUCUUUUACAAGAACAUAAACUUCACCAAAUAAGGAUAAAUUAAUCGGGAGUCUCAUAACCUGAAAAGGACAGUUUCUAAAGCAGUGAUUUUUAAUCACGCAAUUAUUGUGAAUUGGAGAGUUUUCAUUUUGUAUGCAUAUGUGCAUUAUUCUAAGGUCUAAAACACAACUGUUUUAACACGUAAGGAGAAGUAAAAAUAAUAAAAAAGUAAGCAAACGAAUCAAAGAAGUGAUUCACUUUUUAAAGACUUAUUUAUCAUAGGGUUGUAGUUCGACUGAUUUUCAUUGUUUUUAUUUUGAAGCUGAAAUUGGGUUCGGAAAAGUAAGCCUAAAAACGAAAUUAAAAGAAUAAGGGUUACUUACCUUUAUUCCCCCAAAGCAAAGCUAUUUUUUUCCCUUCCUUUUAGUGCAAGUUUCUGUUGAGUUUCUUUGAUACAUAUUUCUCAUAGGUUCCGUUUUGUUCAAAACUAUUUCUUUCGAAGCCGUUUUUUUUUGGAGCUUCCAAAAUUGUUGCCUUACUUGAAAAUCUGUACAAUAGAACGUUUAAAUAAUAUUCAUAAUAAAACAGCGAGUUAACAUUUUGCGUUGUCUUCCGUUCUUUUGAAUCAUGAAGAGCUAAAAUCGGUAAAAAAAGGUUAAAUGUAAGUAAUCGUCUAUCUCCGAAGGUGUUAGUGUUUACUAAGGGAUUAAUAAACUAAAAGUAUCUCUGCUAUCAAGGAUAUCACAAAGAGCUUUACUUUUGGACAGAGUUUUAGUUCCAUCUAAAAAGUUUCAAAGUAAAGAUAGCUACUUUAUUUUAUAUACUUUUUCAUGCGAUUUUUGAACGGGAAGUUUAUUUUUUACCUUUUUAAAAAAAUAAAAAUAUAUACAUAAAGCAUACGCAUCUAUACAUUGAUUGAUUGUCGGCAUUAUUUAUUUAAUCCCGCAAAAACACGCACUCCUGUGGGUUUAUAAGUGUAAGUAUAAAUCUCUAUA